CAGGGGGCGCCAUUACCGGGGAGACAACUGGACAUUCGUCCACCAUCUUGACCGCCGCUGCAUAGGAGGAAAAAGACGGCUGGCGCUUUAAGUGCGUGUGCGUGAGCGAGCGCGCGCGCGCGCGCGACGGACGCCUUUAGCAGCCUUUUUGCACUUAAUCUGUUUUUUUAAUCUGCGACAGGAAGUAAACACUUGAAGCUAAAUGGCGGGCGGGCAGGCGCGCGCGCACACACACGCGGGGAUGCCCCUGAGGCGCUCGCGGUUGUUAGCGGUUACCUGUUGCCGUGGCGACCGUCUCCAUCCGAGCUCGCUUCCGCGAAGGUUCGGCUUCUCCGCUGCAUUCUCGGACCUGCAUGACAAAUAUUAGGAUGUACCGAGAGUGCGCCGACGGUGACGGUGGGCGGCGCCUCCUCCGGUGUCAAAUCGCGAGGAUGAAAAGGGAGGCAAAAUAAAAAGAAACUUUUUUUAGAUGAUGUCAUGUUGAGCGUGUGAUUUCUGACUGGACCUGAACUCACCGCCUGUCAGCCCGAAUUAAAGGCAGUCUUGUGUCAUACUGCCCUCCGGGACCAAAAUACACACAAACACGUACGUGAACGCGCACGCGCACGCCUUUUUGCUGCGGUUGUGACUUUUUUUUUUUUUUUUUUUUUGAACAAAGUCCUCCUAAUGGGCACCUUCUUUGUGCGGACUUUACAGCCCGCGGGCCACCUACUACUCACGUUGUUGUUAUCAUGGUGGGGCAUUACCGUGAAGUUGGUUAAUCCAGGGGGCGAUGCUGAUCAUGAUCGGGCUGCUGCAUUAGAUAAGGAAAAGGGAUAAAUAUAGCAUUCAUGCUUUGUUUUCUUAAUCCGACCGCAGGGUGAAGAAAGUAACCUUUUAAAUAGGUCACUGUGCGUGUGUUUGUGUGUGUGUGUGUCCAGUUUAAGUUUGGAUGACUGAGUACAUUUGAGGUUGGUCGCUCUUAAAGGGCCAGCGUGGACAAGUCCGAGCCCCAAUUUCCUCAAGCAUAGACGACAGAGUUCAUCGCAGGUAAAAUCCCAUCAAAGGAGCCUAAAGUGAGUCCGAGCGCGCGUGCGCGCGCGUCGGUUUGCCGAGCAGCACAAAGAGGAGUGAUGCGCGUGUGCUUGUCAUCUUAUAUAAGAUGAAGAGGACGUCAACGGGCCCCCAUUUGCAUAAGUGAAUCACUUUUUUUCCAUUCGCAUUAAAAUGAAUGACGGUGAUUGUGUUGACAUGUUUGUUGAUUUCAAAAAAGGGAAGGGGGCGGGGGGGAGAGAGGGAGAGAGAGAAAAGCCAAGGACUGAGUGGAGGGUCGCUCCUUUGAGGAGGGGGUGGUGGUUCGCGCGCUCGGGGGCGGAGAGACGCCGUUCCCGUGGAGUCGGCUCGUUCUCGGCGCACUGCUGCCAGGGCUUCGGGCGCGUCGCGGGAUGCCGGCGGCCGGCUUCAUCAACAAGUGCGCCUGAAGAAGUGGGAUGGAGGUGGCUCUGGUCAGCCUGCAGGAGAACGGCGGCGCCAACAAUGGAGAACAGCAGCAGCCGCUCCGCUCGGCGCUCGUGGACGACUUGGGCAAGGAAGUGAACGCUCCUCUUCAUCAUCACCACCACCACCACCGCCAUCCCCAUCAUCAUCAGCAGCAGCAGCAGCAGCAGCAGCCUCUCACCCCUCCUCCGCCCUCGCCGCCCGCGUGGAGGAUCAACGACAUGAACAGCGCGCUGAGUUGCAGCGAGAACGCCAUGGACGCGCUGCUGCGCGCCGACCACAGCCCGCACGUGUUCGACGACGAGCUCCCGGACCCGGACUCGGACAGCAACGAGCGCGUGCUGAUCAACAUCGCCGGCCUGCGCUACGAGACGCAGCUGGGCACGCUCAACCAGUUCCCCGACACGCUCCUGGGCGACCCGGCCAAGAGGAUCAAGUACUUUGACCCGCUGCGCAACGAGUACUUCUUCGACCGCAACCGGCCCAGCUUCGACGGCAUCCUCUACUUCUACCAGUCGGGCGGCAAGAUCCGCAGACCGGUCAACGUCUCCAUCGACGUCUUCGCCGACGAGAUACGCUUCUACCAGCUGGGCGAGGAGGCCAUGGAGCGCUUCCGCGAGGACGAGGGCUUCAUCAAGGAGGAGGAGAAGCCGCUGCCGCGCAACGAGUUCCAGAAGCAGGUGUGGCUGAUCUUCGAGUACCCCGAGAGCUCCAGCCCGGCGCGCGGCAUCGCCAUCGUGUCGGUGCUGGUGAUCACCAUCUCCAUCAUCACCUUCUGCCUGGAGACGCUGCCCGAGUUCCGCGACGAGCGGGAGCUGCCGGCCGGCGGCGGCGGGCGCCCCGACAACGGCACGGCGGCGCGGCCCUCGCUGACCUUCAGCGACCCCUUCUUCAUCAUCGAGACCACCUGCGUCAUCUGGUUCACCUUCGAGCUCUUCGUGCGCUUCUUCGCCUGCCCCAGCAAGUCCGAGUUCUCCAAGACGGUGAUGAACAUCAUCGACAUCAUGUCCAUCAUGCCCUACUUCAUCACGCUGGGCACGGAGCUGGCCGAGCAGGGCCAGGAGCACCCCAACGGCCAGCAGGCCAUGUCGCUGGCCAUCCUGCGCGUCAUCCGGCUGGUGCGCGUCUUCCGCAUCUUCAAGCUCUCGCGCCACUCCAAGGGCCUGCAGAUCCUGGGCCAGACGCUGAAGGCCAGCAUGCGCGAGCUGGGCCUGCUCAUCUUCUUCCUCUUCAUCGGCGUCAUCCUCUUCUCCAGCGCCGUCUACUUCGCCGAGGCCGACGAGCCCGAGUCGCACUUCUCCAGCAUCCCCGACGCCUUCUGGUGGGCCGUGGUCACCAUGACCACCGUGGGCUACGGCGACAUGCGGCCCGUCACCGUGGGCGGCAAGAUCGUGGGCUCGCUCUGCGCCAUCGCCGGCGUGCUGACCAUCGCGCUGCCCGUGCCCGUCAUCGUCUCCAACUUCAACUACUUUUACCACCGCGAGACCGACCAGGACCAGUCCUCGCUCAAGGACGAGCCGGCGCCGCUCGAGACCAAGGCCGGGCCGGGCCCCGACUCGCCGUCGGGCGAGGCCGACGUCAAGGCCGACGGCGGAUCGGACUUCAAAUCCUCGCUCUACGCCUUCUGUCUGGACACGCGGGAAACCGAUUUGUAGGGACCCGCCGAGGCCCCUUUUCCGCAGCGCGCGUGACCCGAGCCCCCUCCCCGCCUCCUCGGGUUCGCUCGGGACGAGCCGUCUCCUCGCACCAGAGCAGCUGACCUUUGAACCCUCACCUGCUGCACGCCGCGCCCCCUCCGGACCUGUGUGCCUUUGAGCCAAUCAGCGUCUUCUCUCGAGGGAGCGGGAGAAGAGGAGGAGCCUCGUCAUCCUCGCUGAGCUAAAAAAAAAAAAAAAAAAAAUCCUGUCAACUUGUUUGUUUUCCAAAAGCCAUACACGUCGCACUUUUGGUGGCGUGCGGCAUCCUCCUCCUUCUUCCCGCACGUCGACUUUUCAGAAUAAAACGUGCUGCCGAGAGGAAACCAAAAAACAGCAGUCACGGAGUAUAUUUUCACAAUAGAAGUAUUGCUGAAAAGGAAGAUGCCACAAGACUUUGCAAACAAGGAGUCUAUUUUCUCAAUAAAAGCACACUAAGGAAGCAAUCAAAGACAGAUUAUAUUUUCACAAUAAGAGUCUCAUUCUAGAAGGAAGCGAGCGUCAUUCCACGCGGAUUAUAUUUUCACAAUAAUUGAUUUGCCAAAAAUGAUCCAUCAUUUUUACAAAGGGAGCAGAAAAAAGAAGACUUUUGAUGGCGGGCGGAUGAGCGCCAGCACCCCCUGUAUGCGGAAAAACAAACAAACAAACAAACAAACAAACAAACA
Messenger RNA from Corythoichthys intestinalis (scribbled pipefish), 3835 nucleotides. RefSeq names its product potassium voltage-gated channel subfamily A member 2. The record is from RefSeq and is a predicted model, not a curated record. Bases 1470 to 3131 code for a protein of 553 amino acids. NCBI's taxonomy places the organism in Eukaryota, Metazoa, Chordata, Actinopteri, Syngnathiformes, Syngnathidae. Gene Ontology annotation, molecular function: protein binding; delayed rectifier potassium channel activity. Gene Ontology annotation, biological process: potassium ion transmembrane transport; protein homooligomerization. Gene Ontology annotation, cellular component: voltage-gated potassium channel complex; intercalated disc; membrane. The transcript is spliced from 3 exons.